Molecule: messenger RNA, 2589 nt
Organism: Drosophila kikkawai
Lineage: Eukaryota; Metazoa; Arthropoda; Insecta; Diptera; Drosophilidae
Product: endoplasmic reticulum metallopeptidase 1-like
Biological process (GO): proteolysis
Molecular function (GO): metalloexopeptidase activity
Source: RefSeq, a predicted model, not a curated record
AUGACUUCAGAAAAAAUUGGACAUGCACGCCGGCCAGCAUUUUCCUGGUACUACGCUCCCUCAUUUCUAGUUCUCUGGCUGGGCCUCUUCUAUGCCAUCGUGGUCCCUCUAUACAACAAACUCCCGGAGAGGGUAACAAUUAGGGAGGAGUCCCUCAGGCCUGGAGAAUUCGUGGCGGAACAAGCGGAGAGACAACUUUAUGACUUUGAUAGGAUCGGACCCAAAGUCACAGGAAGUUAUGCGAAUGAAGUGACUACGGUUGAGUUUCUGCUAAAUGAAACGGAGAAGAUCCGCUCCCAGAUGCGCAGCGAUCUCUACGAACUCGAGGUAGAUGUCCAGUCCCCCACUGGUGGCUACGUGUUCAUCGACAUGGUGAAUAUGUACCAGGGAAUUCACAAUGUGAUUGUGAAGCUGAGUUCAAAGAGUUCCCGGAGCGAGUCCUACCUGCUGCUUAACAGCCAUUUCGACUCCAAGCCAAGCAGUCCAGGAUCCGGGGAUGAUGGCAUUAUGGUUGUGGUCAUGCUGGAGGUCCUUCGUCAAAUGGCCACAUCGGAGACACCUUUCGAGCAUCCCCUUGUCUUUCUGUUCAACGGAGCCGAGGAGAAUCCCCUCCAGGGCUCCCAUGGUUUCAUUACGCAACACAAGUGGGCAAAGAACUGCAAGGCUUUUAUUAACCUGGAGAUACCUGGAAGCGGAGGACGUGAUCUCUUGUUUCAAAGUGGACCCAGAAACUCUUGGCUGAUGAAGUAUUAUAAACUACAUGCAAAUCAUCCAUUUGCCACCACAAUGGGCGAGGAGAUCUUUCAGAGUGGGAUUGUACCUUCGGAUACAGACUUUCGGAUAUUCCGGGACUAUGGGAAUAUACCUGGUGUCGACUUUGCCCAGAUUAAGAAUGGAUAUGUUUUGCAUACUGCAUUCGAUUCUUUUGAGGUUAUUCCUGGCCGAUCGAUUCAGAAUACGGGAAACAAUGUUUUGGCUCUGGUACGGGCUUACUCAAAUGCCUCAGAACUCAAUGACACCGAGCAAAAUGUUGGUGGACAUGCCGUCUUUUUUGACUUUCUGGGCCUUUUCUUUGUGUAUUACACAGAGACCACUGGGGUCAUUAUGAACUGUUGCAUAGCAGUGAUUAGUCUGGUUUUGGUGGGAUGUUCUCUCUGGAGAAUGGCUCGCCAGUCGGAGAAGGUUACGAUUCCUCAAAUAACGCUUUGGUUUCUUAUUAUCCUGGGACUGCAUAUACUAGGAGUUCUUCUAUGCUUUGGUCUGCCGCUCCUUAUGGCAGUGCUCUUUGAUGCUGGCGAUCGUUCCAUGACCUACUUCACCAGCAACUGGUUGGUUUUCGGACUCUACAUAUGUCCCUCUAUUAUCGGUCUUGUACUUCCCCUGACCCUUUACUACACCCUGAAACCCAAUAAUAAACUCACCCAUAGCUAUCACCUGCAGAUGAGCUUGCACGCUCACCUGGUAGUACUGGCUCUUCUGUCUUUCAUUUUGACCUCCUUGGGCAUCCGUUCUCAAUACCUGUGCCUCAUUUCCAUGAUCUUCUACGCAGGAGCUCUGCUAAUCAAUUUAGUGAGUAAGCUGCACGAUCGGGGCUACUACUGGGCUUUGAUUGUUGUUAGUCUCCAGGUGCUACCAUUUUGUUAUUUCACCUAUAUUUUCUACAUGUUCCUUGAAAUAUUCUUUCCCAUUGUGGGACGAAUGGGUAGAGGCACAAAUCCAGAUCUGAUUAUAGGCUUACUUUGUGCUUGUUGCGUUUUCUUUUCAAUGGGAUUUGCGGCUCAGUUCAUCAACAUGUUUCGCUGGCCGAAUCUUAUACUCCUAGGGUUGGCAGUGGUAACCUUCAUCUUCUGCAUGAUCGCCGUCUCGGAGGUGGGCUUCCCCUAUCGGCCAAAGACCAAUGUGAUGCGGGCCAGCGUCUUGCACACUCGUCGUAUUUUUCACGAGUUCGAUGGCUCUGUGAGUCACAGUGAUUCCGGCUACUACUUCGACUACCAGGAUAGGAGAGCGUUCAAUCCCCUCCAGGACACCAGUCUUGACCUGACUGGACUCCAGCCUGUGAAGAAUGACUGCGACAAUUACGUGAUGUGCGGAAUUCCCUGCUUCUACUACAGCUGGUGCCGAUGGCGUCAGUGGGCUGGCUGGCUCCCCCGCGAAUCCGAGGUGGAGAUUCCUGGAGAGCUGACUCUUGAGUUUUUGGGAAAGACCAUCCUAGAGUCAGGAACAACAGCUCGAUAUCAUUUCCAGCAGUCUGGACCGCCGCACAUGAAUGUGUUUAUUCAGCCAGUGGGCGAGGCUGUGGUGGAGGAUUGGUCCUUCGUGAGGGACAUGCUGGACGAUCCAGAAGAGUUCCAGCCGCCUUAUCAGAUCUUCUUUUCCUACGGAACAAAUGACAAUCCAUUGACGUUCCACAUUGAUAUGGUGAAAUCUGAUGGAGAUUUUGGGGUACCCGUCUUGGAAAUUGCAGCUGUGGGUCAUUUUGUGAGCUAUGAGUACGCCAGAGAUGCAGAAACUCUCCGCUUUAUAGCAGAUUUUCCCGAUUACGUGCACGUUAUGGAGUGGCCCUCGGUAUUUAAGCGAUAUGUUUUUUAG